AUGAGAUAUAGAGCGAGGUGAGGUGAGGUGAGGUGAAGGAGGGGAUGCGAGGAGCGUGAAGUGUGAGACCGAGAAAAUGAUGGCGGCAACGGUGCCUGUGCGGUGGCAACCACCGAGCGUUAGGUUUAGGGCUGAGUCUGUGGUGAAGAGGAGAGGGAGGGUGACAAUGAAAGCCUUUGGUAAUGGAAAUGGAAAGGGUAAGGGCAGGGGAGACAUGGAUAGGGUUUGGAGGGAGGCAUGGAGAAGUGCCAACGAUGGCUUUGAGCGCUUCGUCUUCGAAGCCAGGAAGACCGCCGAACGCAUCGACCGCCGCUAUUCCCUUUCACGCCGUCUCUCUUCCGUCGCCAGGGCCGCCGCCGACAGAGCCCGAGAGAUUGAUCGUGAAUUUGAGAUUGGACAGCGCUACCGCACUUUCAGCAUCGAUUUCCAAAGGAACUGGCCCAAGUACAGGAAGCAGCUCAACGACUUUCUCGAUAGUCCUAUCGGGAAGAGUUUCGCUACGCUUUUCUUCAUCUGGUUCGCACUCUCUGGUUGGCUUUUUCGCAUUCUGAUAAUCGCAACAUGGGUACUUCCAUUUGCUGGGCCUCUUCUCAUUGGAACCUUGGCCAACACCUUAGUUAUCAAGGGAUCCUGUCCGGCUUGCAAGAUGCAGUUUACUGGCUACAAGAACCAAGUAAUUCGAUGUACAGGCUGUGGAAACAUCGUGUGGCAGCCUAAAGGCGGUAGCGGGGAUUUCUUUUCAAGAGGGGCAGGUGGUAGAACCAAUUCAAGAUCAGAUCCUGACAUUAUUGAUGUCGACUUCGAGGAGAAGUGAAGCUACCAUCAAUCCAUUUGGCUCUGUUAAACGUAGUAUUCUUUCUUUCUGUGUUAGCACCUUUCUCUACAAUUCUACUUUGUUGUUCUUACAUACCAAGUUAGUUCACAUUUAUGCACCUGUAAAUUCUUUUAUCUUCAUGUUAUGAGUACAAGAAAUGGGAUACCAAACAAAAGGAAACGGGAAACGAAAAGAAUAAAAGAAACACUUUCUUGGGGAA
This is a messenger RNA of Vigna radiata var. radiata (mung bean), 1034 nucleotides long. RefSeq lists its product as uncharacterized. Gene Ontology annotation, cellular component: chloroplast. Bases 77 to 814 code for a protein of 245 amino acids. Lineage: Eukaryota; Viridiplantae; Streptophyta; Magnoliopsida; Fabales; Fabaceae. The transcript has 4 exons. The record is from RefSeq and is a predicted model, not a curated record.